CUAAUACGAUUCGCGCACCGACGAAAUAAGAGCCGGAAUCAUGAGGAAAUAUCAGAUUUACGUGAUUUGUUUUGUUGUUUUGGCUUUUGCCGCUGCCACAGCUACAAGAGUUUGCAGCAACAGAAAUAUCUUGUGCUCUGUGGUUAGAUCAACUAGUUGUUCAAAGAAAAUCGUUUCCAGUCAUUGCCCAAGGCUUUGCAACACAUGUGGAGCAAAAUGUCGAAACAUAAAGGCGUCAAUGCGCGUUGAUUGUGGCUACCAUGGAAUUAGUCCGUUGGAUUGCUUGAGAAAGGGAUGUUGUUAUGGCGAAUUAAAGGUGGCUGGCCCGUGGUGUUAUCAUCGAAAAGCAAACUGUCCCAUGAUUGAAGCAAACAAACGUGAAGAUUGUGGUUACCCUGGGAUAAGCAAAUCAGAUUGCGUCAAAAAAGGAUGCUGUUACAACGCGAUCAAGGAAAAGGGACCGUGGUGUUAUUACAGGCAAGAAAAAUGCCGGAAAAUAGCAGCAACAAGACGUCAUGAUUGUGGUUAUCCAGGCAUAACGAAGCGAGCAUGCGAGAAGAAAGGCUGUUGUUAUAGUGAAUUGCUAAACCAAAGUGGACCGUGGUGCUACCACCGCCUAGAAAAAUGUCUGCGCAAAGCAACAGAACGUGACGACUGCGGCUAUCCUGGUAUAACAGAAUUCGAAUGCAUGAAAAGAGGUUGCUGCUAUAAUUCAUUGCCCGGUCGUGGGCCAUGGUGUUAUUACCGAUGAGAUACGAGGACCUUCGGAAGAUUAUAUGCGAACUUUAGUGUACUCAUUGUUGUAAAAAUAUGUUGUCAAAUAAAUACCUCUAAUAUAUGAACUUUU
This is a messenger RNA of Hydractinia symbiolongicarpus, 847 nucleotides long. Its product is annotated as putative gastrointestinal growth factor xP4. The coding region runs from base 41 to 751 and encodes 236 amino acids. NCBI's taxonomy places the organism in Eukaryota, Metazoa, Cnidaria, Hydrozoa, Anthoathecata, Hydractiniidae. The transcript has 7 exons. The record is from RefSeq and is a predicted model, not a curated record.